Molecule: messenger RNA, 3156 nt
Organism: Melanotaenia boesemani (Boeseman's rainbowfish)
Lineage: Eukaryota; Metazoa; Chordata; Actinopteri; Atheriniformes; Melanotaeniidae
Gene: prrt2
Product: proline-rich transmembrane protein 2
Exons: 5
Coding region: 538-1209 (223 amino acids)
Cellular component (GO): membrane
Source: RefSeq, a predicted model, not a curated record
CUGUUCCCGGUGUGAAAACCUUAUUGGGCCAAUUUGUGAACUGAUGCACCGUCAGUGGAUAAAUAUUGAAUGCUGGGAGAUGUUUUUCCGGAGGUGAGGAGAGGAUGAUGCUAUAAUCUAACCCCCUUCCUCCUCAUCCUUAGCACGUAGUCUGGUGGAUUUCACUUUUCAUUUCUCUCUCUCACACACACACACACACACCCGUCCUCCCUGACGCACCCUGACAUCCAGGAGACUCCAUCCAUCCCAGCGCACUGCACAGGAGCGAGGAUACAUCAGACCUUCAGCUUUCAUGUAAUUCAUAUUAUAUGAUCCAAUUUUAGAUUUUAAAAAGCGUACAAUUUAGGGGGGAGAAACGGGUUGUAGAAAUGUUUGCUUGCGCCUGAUUUGAAUUUUUCCACCGGAUAACCGUUUUCACGAUGCCAAAGCCAGGAACAAUCCGGCUGUGAUGAGAUAGACGCUUCAAUAAAAAGGUGUUACUACAGGCAGCACAAAACAGGACUGAAUCACAAACGGAGGUUUAAUUUUGCUGUCAGUAUGGCUGUAAACAUGAUGCCAGCCCCAACCAUUUGGCCAGGGGAAGAACAACCAUCCCUGCUGGAUCAGGAGGGCUCUCUGUCGGGCCAAGCGCCUGUCUCUGUGCCAUGCCCACCAGACACAGGUGAACAACUCCUCCACAGCAGCAGCAGCCCGACUGGCACGAGACCCCCCCGCAGCAAAUCCAGAGGAGAGCUAGUUAUAGUCAUCAACGAGAAACUGAAGAACAGUAACGGGAUCCAUUCGGCACCUACAGAGAGCACCUCUCCAGUCAUCUCCUCCCCUCCCAGAAGACAACACUCAAUCUCCUACCCUCACCACGGCAAGACCAGGAAGGGCAGCAGGGCGGGCUCUAUUGGAUACACCGCCUUCUCACCCAGACCAUCAAUCUCUCGUCAUUCCAGCAUUGCCACAAACCCACCCUUGGACCGGACCAAGGUCAAAGACUACCUCCUCCUAUCUGUACUGGCCUGCUUCUGUCCGGUCUGGCCCAUCAACAUUGUUGGAUUUGUCUACUCCAUCAUGUCCAAGAACAGUUUGGAGCAGGGGAACCUGGAUGGUGCUGUGCGUCUUGGACGUGUGGCAAAGAUGCUCUCCGUGGUGUCACUAGUAGGAGGGACGAUCAUUAUCAUCGCCUGCAUUGUCAACCUAGCCAUAAAUGUGAAAACCUGAGUUUCAUCCCAGGAUAAAACUGGAUAAGGCAACUCACCGUCUGGCCCCACACCUGCACCACCAUCUUUACCGCCUAGUCAUUACCUGGAUGUGUGACAAAUAUGCACCCAAUAUACAGUGCUUACUCAUAUUUCUGUGAUCUAUAUACAAUUCCUUUUUUGCUAAUGGAAGAAAAAAAAAACAUAUGCAAAUGCUGCUCCUCUUAGCCUGCGGUGGGGAGGGAGUUGUCUGUCUGAUGUUAAAUGGAAAAGAGAGUACACAGGCUAAUCGGUCCCUCCCUUUUCUGGCCAACACAUUCAAUUUCUAAGAAUGACGCAAGCCCUUUGAGAAUGCUAUCACUACCCACAAAAACUGCUGCACUAGAAAAUAGUGAGGACAGUGGAGGUGGUUACAGGCUCCCAGCAUCAGCUCCACAUGCAAGCCCCAUCAAAAUGUCUGCCAAGCCCACCCCUCACUGCACCAACAACAGGACGCAUCAGCCUGCCGUUAAAUCCCCUCAGACACUCACGGAGAGGCCGUGGGAUUUGCAUUGCUUUGGAAUCAAACAGCAGAAAUUCACCCAUUCCCCCUCACAGAGAAGAAACACUUUGAACCACACUAGGUCCUCUUGUUUCAGACUGUCCUUUGUGACUUUCACAACUCCACCGUGCCCUACAUCUUGUGUUUGAGAGAGAGAGUGUACGGGUGGCAAAAGAGGAUGAAAGAGAGGCUUACCAAGGACUAGCUAUGGGUGCUAAAAUGGAAGGGAUUACGGAAAGUCUCGCACAGAAGGCACAGUCAUCACUGCAAGGAAAAAUAUGUGCCAAAUAAAAAGAAUUUAGAGGGGAAGUUUCCUGCUUUGUUAAGACCCAACUCUGAUCCCAGAGGAACAUGAAAUGUGAUUAGACUUUCUUGCAACUUUACUGUGUAUCUGCUCUACACCACUGACCACUGUGAGCUGGGAAAAUAUUGAUUAAAAACAAAACAAAAAAACAGCCUACUGUAGCAGAAUGCAUUAAUUUUACAUUGAAGCCAGUUAAGCUGCAUCAUCUAUAUGUAACUUAACUUUUGAUAAUGUUUUUAAAAGAUCAUUUUGAAAGAAAUUGAUUUCCUAACAUGAUGCUCUUUAAGUGAUACACCUGACAGAUGAAGCUAGAGUUAUGAGUGUGUGUGGGCAUCACUAUUUGAUUAACAAAUUCAAUAGCUUGUUAUUGCCGCCAGAGAUGUGGCUAUAACCUCAGUUUUCCAUCCACAGGUGCUUUCAAACCAGACACAUUGUGGCGUUCCUGUCCCUUGAAAAGCUUUUAUGUAUACCCGUUUCCUUGUGUAAACAACAAAAUGACCUUUUGAUGGCUGAUUUAUAAAACACUGGUUCAGAAAUGACCCUGUGGGUGAGAAAUUUAGGUAGCACUAUGGUAGCAUUAGCGUGGAUAACUAGUUUUAAAUCCUCGUUUGUUAUGAUUGUUAUAUUCUCUCCUAUUUGUCUUUGAUUUACCUCUGAACUUUAUCUACCUGUGAUUCUCACUGUGAUCUGAAACGUCUGGGUUAUCAAGACCAGAUAAAAUGAUUUACUGUGUCCUGAAUUUUCAGUCAUGUACAAACAUGGCUCCAGAGUCUCACCAUGGGGUUUUCUGUAAUUAUUAAUAUGGUAUUCCUUUCUUUCUUAUAAUGUAAAUUCAAUUGUAAUCAACAAUUGUAUGUAUUCUGCAGAUAUAAAUAUCAAUAUUGUGAUAAUUCUCUAGUUAAUAUGAGUUAGUAUUAUGUAGUCACGAUCUAACGUAGACACAGGCACUGUCAGCUAGUUUUUUGACAGUCAUUGUAUUCUCAGCGGGCUUCUAUAAUCUAUGUGGUUAUUGGCAUGUUGUUGAUUUUUAUUCAUGUAUGAUUAUAGUAAAUUGCGAAGGUAAGCCGGGACUUGGAAUAUUAUACUUCUGCAGUACAUUCAUAAUAAAGACACAAUGCAUGUGA